Molecule: messenger RNA, 4491 nt
Organism: Sphaerulina musiva SO2202
Lineage: Eukaryota; Fungi; Ascomycota; Dothideomycetes; Mycosphaerellales; Mycosphaerellaceae
Product: TBC-domain-containing protein
Exons: 2
Coding region: 163-4239 (1358 amino acids)
Source: RefSeq, a predicted model, not a curated record
CAAAGCGCAGUAGUAGCUCUGGCAGUCUGCACUCAUUUGGCUGCGAGACGACUGUUCGUUCAUUCAUUCGUUGAUCGAUUCUUUGUUCUACUCAAUAAUAAACGGCGAGCGUGAGAGAGGGGGGCCUAGGGAAGAGGAGCAGCAUUGACCGUGCACUUCUUAAUGAUAGGCACCGCUAUUUCACCGCAUAUCCUUGCACCGACGCUAGGGGCUCAGGCUGGUCCAGAGCUCACAACAGUCGAAAGACCGACGGGUGCAGCAGAGACGAUGGCAAACGACGCGCUGGCGACAAUGGAGACGCUCCAGACGCGCCUAGACCUCGUCGACCACGACGAGCAAUCAGCAGCGUCGGUCAUGGCGAAGAAGACUGACGAGAUGAGGCAAGCAGACGACCAGGAGGAGGAGAAGGAGAAGGAGGAGGAGAAGGAAGAGGAAGACGAGGACGAAGAGGAGCAUUUCAGACCUAGCACUCCACAGCACAGCACCACCAGCGACAGCGAUACGUCCUCGACGCCCACGCAAGAGGCGGCCAAGCCUACCUUCGUUGAGACCAUCACGCUUCAUGGCGAGCCCCUGGACGACCGCGCCUUGUCCUCCUCGUCGUCAUCCUCCCCAAGGCCGGAGACACCGACGGACCCUCAAACGCCGUCAACUCCACACGACCUGACGCGUGACUCGAUGGCCAGUUUUGCCCUCUCCGACACGUCUAUGGACUGGAAUAACCUCAGCAGUGAGGCCAUAGAGGACGUACUUGCCACUCCACGCGUGAGCAAUACCCGGAGACAUCUGCGGAAAGUGAGUAGUCUGGACAUCUUGCAGAACAAGUUUGCUGCUCCCGAUAAACCCACUACUCUUUUCGACUCCGAUGAAAAUAGCAGAGAUCCUCCCAUGUCCGCUGUGGAGCUGAGUAGGGAAAAUAACGACUUGGACGCCUGGAGGCGGAACACCGACCUUCUUCCACACGAUUACACUCUUUCACAUCGCCAGAGUGUUGCUACCAUGGACAGUAUCGAAAUCUUGGAGGACUCUCCUCUCACCCCUCCCAGCAGGAGUAUGAGCAGGAGCAGUAGUGCGGACCCCCACAAUCGCACCAGCGAUAGUUCCGGAGAGGAUAUGCAAGUGGACUGGCAGGCAUUAGACAAGACUGAAGAGCAAGAGAAAGAGGACAAGGCUGCGCAGGAGGGCGCUGAAGAUGAUGCUACAGCAUUCCUGCUGGCGAGGCUGGAGCAAGAGAAUGCCAAGUUCGCAGCAGAUCCCAAGGCUUCUGCGAGUAAGCCUCUACGUCGCAAAACGCGAGCGUAUAGUCGACCACCAAGCAUGGCCCAGCUUAAGAGGCUCGUGGCCACCAGCGAGAUGCCUUCGAUCCGCUACAGCCUAGCCUCAGAUACCCGUUUUCCGCCUUCGCCGAACGAGACACCGCCCAUGACCGAGCUCGAGUUUUGGGUUGCACUUGUUCAGGACUACUCCAGCACAGCAUUGCGUCUGCCUACCCUGACGACCACCAAGAUAAGAUCCGGAGUGCCGCCUCCGCUGAGAGGCGUGGUUUGGACAUCCAUGUCAGGCGCGCGGGACAGAGAUCUAGAAGACUCAUACGAGAGGCUCAUCCACGAGAAGAGUUCGUAUGAGGGCAUCAUCAACAAGGACGUUGGCCGCAGCUUCCCUGGCGUGGAGCUAUUCCGAGAUGCAGACGGCGACGGCCAGAAGAUGCUGGGGAGAGUGCUGAAGUGUUUCUCGCUGCACGACAAAGACAUUGGCUACUGUCAAGGACUGGGCUUCUUGGUUGGACCGCUCCUUAUGAACAUGGGUGAGCGGGAUGCCUUCUGUGUGCUUGUUCGAUUGAUGGACCACUUCUCGUUGCGAGCCUCAUUCCUGCCGUCACUUUCUGGUCUCCAUAUGCGAAUCUACCAAUUCUCAGCACUUCUCAAGCAGCAUCACCCGAAACUGCAGGAACAUCUCGCGAAACACGGUAUCGAACCAGCAUAUCUCUCACAAUGGUUCUUAUCGUGCUUUGCAGUCACCUGUCCUCUGAAUCUGCUGUUCCGCAUUUACGACGUGAUCUUCGCUGAGGGUGCCAAUGAGACGGUUAUGCGAGUCGCGCUUGCCUUGAUGAGGCGGCACGAGGAGAGAAUGCUGGCAACGGAUGAGUUCGAAGAAGUUAUGAGCCUACUUCUUGGUCGCGAGAUGUGGAACUGCUAUGCUGGCGAUGCAGACGAGCUAGUUGACGACUUCACAUCGCUGGGCGACAUCGUUACCUUCGCCAGACUAGCUGAACUGGAAAAGGAGUUCGAGAAACAGUCUUCAGAGGCGGUGGGACAAAGCGCGGGCUUUCUGCCCACCGUACAGGCUGCGGCUUCUGGUUUCCUUGGACGAAUAUGGGCGCCUGGUCACGCUGCAACACCGAGCAAGACGGUCACGAACCACGCGCACAACGCAAGCACAACGACACUGUCGCCCGAGACGGCUGAUAAGACGCGCGGCGGCUUCUUUGGUAGACCGUCAACUUUCCUCAGGCGUAGUCCCAGCAGAACCGAACUUCACGAUGCCCACGACAGCUCGAGCAGCGGUGAUAGUGGAUCUACAAACGGGUCAAGUGCAGUGAGCCUGACGUCGACUAUUAUGACAGAUCCUGACACUCCCCUCGCUCAUGGUCAAGGAAUGCGUGAGAGUAUAGCCGACAGCAUCAGCACAAAGUCGAAAGCAGACUCGAUGUACCCUCAAUCCACAAGUCUCCUCAUCUCGCAACAACGAGACCUGCAAGCUCAAAUCGAGGACUUGCUCACAGCUAUGGGCGAAAUGCAACGGGAACAAGCACAGCUCGCCGUAAUGUUACAAAAGGAACGCGAAGAGAGAAGUGAAGAUCACAAAAUCAUGAGGCAAAUGGUCGCCAAGCUGCGCAAAGACAAAACCGACCGCAGGAAGACAAUGCCGCCCCCACCCCGAAAUCAGUCGCCACUCGAGGUGCCACUGCCCACAAGCCGACCUCUGAGUGUGGGCGACUUCACUCAGCUCAACAUUGACGGCACAGAUAAAGAGCCCCCGGAAAGGGACGAAAUGGAAGAGCUCGUUGAGAAAGCGCAGGAACGAUUGCAGACAAGUGUCCGGUUCUCAAUGAGCCUGGAAACGAAAGCAAACUUGCGAAGCACUCUGGCGCGGGCACGAGAAGAGCUAGCUGUGGCUGAAGCACAAUCACGAGAUCUAGCCAUCCGACUGGAGGCGUCACAAUCCGCCGUCAUCGCGUUUCAGGAGGAAGGGGACGACCUGCGCUCGGAAGUCAAAGAACUGAGACAGAGAGUAGCUGAUGAAUUCAAGGCGCGACAAAGGCUAGAACAUAAAAUUGGCGAGCUCAAUGCCCAGACCCGGAGCAUCGAGCGCAAGGAGCGUCAAUACAGGUCAGAGAGCUUGCAGCAAGUACCGACAUUGAGCAAGAGCGGUGAUGCUUCGAAUCCGCAGGGCAGGAAGGGCAGCACUUCUAGUAUGCCUGGUGGCCUACGAGAAUUGAGGCUUGGUCGUCGCGACUCAAGCUCGUCUGUGCAUAACACGAGGUCUCAAUCUUUGCGGAACACAUCUCCACCUGCGACCGAUGUGCCGCUGCCUACGUUACGAACAGAGCCUGCGUCGGCAGAUGGCACUCCUGCUACAUCGCCUUCACAGUCAGACAUAGCAUCGCCAUCAUCUGUCCCACCCGCCGGCGAGCAGCUCGCUGCGCCUGUCGGACGACGAGGAUUCUCGAAGCGUACAUCGUCGCUCGCCACACAGGACGUUUUCGCCACAACACAACACGAAGUGGUCCCUGAAGAGGCUCUGUUACUUGAACUUGUCAAUGCAAAAACAGCAGAAGCACAAGCGCUGCAAGAACUCGACGAGGUCAAGAAAGCGUUGUCCGUCUCGAAGCGCAGACAAGAAGAGACCAUGACUCGCAUGCGAGCCGAGAUUGAGGCUGCGAAGACUGAAGCCAAGCUCGCAGUUGAGAAAGUGGAGGCUGCGAAGGUGCCUUCAGAGCCAGCCAUCGCAAGUCCAAUGUUCUCACAGCCUUCAACGCCAUUCGCGGAAGGUUCGAAUCCAUUGGCGCCUGCUGGAAAGGUGUCGUCCGGCACAGGGACUCCUGCAGAUGACAGACCAGAGUCCGAGCUCAAUGUGGCCAAGAAGGGCGAAGAUAAGUCUGCAGUCGCACCUGUAGGGUGGUUCUGGCAACGACGAACAGCAUCGAAAAGCACCAAUGUCAGUCCUGCGGAGGACUAAGAUAGAUUGUACAACCACGCGAGGGAUUUCACUUUCAGCUUCAAUGGGUGAUGAUAUGUUAAUGUCUGAUGUUGAAUCUCUCGGGACGGAUCUUUGGGAGCAUCGGGGAAGAGAAUGUUACAUGUAUUAUGUCCUCGAGGACGAUUGUGCGCAUAGCAAGCCGCUUGCUGAACCAAGUACAGCUCCGGUGGUAUAGUGUGCAGUUACGAAUAAGAGAUGUACGUACCCCAUGUAUGUUUCGGAGCUACUCGG